AUGCAGCCAGAGAUUUCAGAUCAAAUAUUAUAUUCUUUCCUCACCGGAGGAUCCUGUGCUUCAUCGACCACCACCACCACCACAAGGUCGUCUUUCUACCCUUUUGCCAUGGAAGACACAAGUUCUCAAGACAAAGCUCUUGCUACUACUGGCAGGAAACAUAGAGAAGGUGAGCGAAGGAGAAGAGAAAGAAUCAACUCUAAUCUUAACAAGCUCCGGAACUUACUCUCUUGUAACUCCAAGACCGACAAAGCCACACUACUAGCAAAAGUGGUCCAACGAGUCAACGAACUAAAACAACAAACCCUAGAAAUCUCCAACGAAACCGUACCGUCUGAGACAGACGAAAUCAGUGUACUCAACUUCGAAAACUGUUCCAACGACGACGGUCGGAUAAUCUUCAAGGUAUCGUUCUGCUGCGAGGACAGGCCAGAUCUCAUGCAAGAUCUCGUGGAGACACUCAAGUCUCUUCAGAUGGAAACUCUCUAUGCAUAUAUGACGACAAUUGGUGGUCGGACGAGAAAUGAUUUCGUUGUGAUCGGCAACAAAGAGAAGCACAGUGUCGAGUCGGUGAAGUUACUACAGAACGCAUUUGAAUCGUUGCUCGAACGGUCAAACCAGUCGGUGAUGAUGGGACAUGGUGGUGGGGGAGAAAGGUCCAAAAGACGUCGCCCCCUCGAUCAUAUCAUACGGGUGUGA
Messenger RNA from Brassica oleracea var. oleracea, 699 nucleotides. RefSeq names its product putative transcription factor bHLH107. NCBI's taxonomy places the organism in Eukaryota, Viridiplantae, Streptophyta, Magnoliopsida, Brassicales, Brassicaceae. Gene Ontology annotation, molecular function: protein dimerization activity; DNA-binding transcription factor activity. Gene Ontology annotation, biological process: regulation of DNA-templated transcription. The transcript is spliced from 2 exons. Bases 1 to 699 code for a protein of 232 amino acids. The record is from RefSeq and is a predicted model, not a curated record.